Molecule: messenger RNA, 2544 nt
Organism: Seminavis robusta
Lineage: Eukaryota; Bacillariophyta; Bacillariophyceae; Naviculales; Naviculaceae
Source: the annotation of a GenBank genome assembly
AUGAAGCCAAGAGCAGUAUGUCGUGUCGGUGUGUUGGCAGUGAUUGCCGCCGCCAUGGCAGCGGCCAAUCCUGCCAGCGGUAGUAGAAGGACCACCCAGGACGGACGGCGCCUCCUUUGCUCUACCUUGGAGUCGAAUAGCGAUGCCACCGAGACCAGUCGUAGUACUAGUAGUGUCAAUUGCAGUAGCAGCAGCCAAGAAUUACUGUCUGUCAGGAUCCCCAAACCCAUCUCGGAUCACACGGCGACGUUGGUGGGCGAUGAAAAUGGCGCCCUCAUUUAUCUGGCAGGUGGUUGUGAUGAUCCCUAUGGCAACAACAUUUAUGACCCAACCUUUCAGAUUUUCUCUUGCGGUUCCAUCUCCGAUUCCUUCUACGCAUUUGACCCGCUAACCGAAGAUUUCAUCAGUCUGCCUCCUAUGCCAGUAGCCCGCUAUCGACACGCCGCUGUGGCCAUCAAAAAUCAACUCGUAUUGUUGGGAGGAAGGACACUCGCAGAUGACCUGAUUCCACAGGUAGAUGUGUUUGACAUGAAUUCCCAAAGCUGGUUUUCCUUUGCGCUUUCGUCCGAUGUCGUGGCAGCGUCUGAUCUAGCUUUUUGGGACAAUGGCACACAUGCCUUUUUUGCAGGUGGAUAUGAUGUCACCUAUACCGCCUUGAAGCAAGUGUUUAGUUUGCACAAUUUACAUAUUGGAGCGUUCACAGUGACUCGGCUGGCAGAUCUUGUGGAAGCACGUGGGGAUGCGGCCGGUACUAUUAUCCAUUCCUCGGGAUAUGCCUACGUGGGAGGUGGCUUUACACACGAAGACAACUUUUGUGCGCCCCUGGCCAGUGUGGAACGAUACAGCCUUGGGGACAACUCUUGGAUGGGCGUGGCGGACCUACCGGAUGCACGUGCAGACAUGGUCCUGGUCAGUCUCCAGGACACGGUUGUUGCCAUGGGAGGAGAACGUCAGGUGGAAGACAUUUGCGACCUUGUAGAACCCGAACCAAGUGAUUUGGUGGUGGCCGUGGACGAUGUGUCCGUGUUGGAGGAGAUGGAUACCAUGUGGCGGAGCAUUGACUCUUUGGCAGUCCACAGGUUUCGAUUUGCGGCUGCGGUUCACAACGACAUGAUCUACUCGUUUGGAGGACAAAUGGCCUACGACGAAGAAUGCGAGUGUCUGGCAACGACAGAUGAGGUGAUUGCGUAUACGGCAACAAGUGCCCCCGCGCCAACGUUUGCUCCCGUCACACCCGUCCCCACGUUUCCCACGGAUACCCCACGAGACAUGGCGGUGCGUAUGGAACUGGAACGCGUCGUUGGCGGGGUAGUCAACAAUAUCGUGGGACCAUACAAGAUGGCCAUGGAUUGGAUCCUGUAUGACGAUCCCAUGCAACUGCAGCAAUACGAUACAAACUUGGUUCAGCGAUACAUUCUGGCCCUGUUCUACUACCAGACAUCACAGGAUGCUCCAUGGGUAUCCUGCAAUCCUCCGGCUGCCGGCGAAAGUGAUACGUGCGUCUUUUAUGAAUACAAGAGGCUGGACGAUGGUUCUUCCACGCAUGAGCCAAGAGAGGAAUCCCAUAUCCGAUGGCUUUCCUCGAAACAUGAAUGUGAAUGGGCAGAGAUUCUGUGUGACACAGGUUUUCGGAGAAGAGUCAUUGCGAUUGAUCUUGUGGGGCAAGACCUUGGAGGAACAAUGCCAAGCGAGUUGAGGCACCUUGAAUACUUGUUGUGGCUUUCACUGAGUUUCAACCAGUUCUCGGGAGAAAUUCCAGACGAGUAUGGGCAAUGGCCAUACCUCACGAUCUUUGAAGUCAAUUCAAACUUGCUAACGGGGCAAAUAUCAUCGGAAAUCUUUGACCAACGCAAUCUUCUUCAACUGGAUCUGUCCUUCAACGAAUUCAGUGGCACUUUGCCCUCGACCAUCGGCAAACUAACUUCUCUCCACUCCUUAUUGCUGAUGAACCUUGGAUUGAGCGGAACCGUCCCUACUGAAAUUGGCCUGAUGGAAGACUUGAGAAACCUUUGGUUGUAUGACAAUGCUCUCCUCGGUGGUCCAGUGCCGUCCGAGAUAGGUCAGCUGAAUCUCCUCCAGGAGAUGAAACUUGGCAACAGCAACUUUGGUGGCCCCCUUCCGUCCGAGCUAGGUCAGCUGAACAUUUUGCGGGAGUUUUUGUUUGCUGGAAAUGACAUGGAGGGUAGUACAAUCCCGGAGGAGUUGUGGGACCUAUCGAGUAUCGAAUUUCUGGACUUUGGCGAGUCAAACUUUGGCGGCACGAUUGGUACCGAGAUUGGUAAAGCCUGGACAAUGAAAGGAAUCAAGCUCCAAAGAAAUCAACUGGAAGGGACGCUGCCGUCCGAGCUUGGCUUGUUAAGUAACCUGUUGUUGCUUUGGGUGCAUGGCAACGAGCUUGAGGGGUCAGUGCCGGUCGAAGUGUGUUUGAUUCCAACGGUGCAGUACUUAAAUGCGGACUGCGCUGGAAAUGAUCCCCCCAUCUCCUGUCCGCUGGGAUGUUGUACUGGGUGUUGUGAUGAAUUUGGUCAGUGCCAAGUCGUUUGA